Messenger RNA from Aphanomyces astaci, 1190 nucleotides. Its product is annotated as nicotinate-nucleotide-dimethylbenzimidazole phosphoribosyltransferase. The transcript has a single exon. The coding region runs from base 12 to 1127 and encodes 371 amino acids. Gene Ontology annotation, biological process: cobalamin biosynthetic process. NCBI's taxonomy places the organism in Eukaryota, Oomycota, Saprolegniomycetes, Saprolegniales, Verrucalvaceae. The record is from RefSeq and is a predicted model, not a curated record. Gene Ontology annotation, molecular function: nicotinate-nucleotide-dimethylbenzimidazole phosphoribosyltransferase activity.
CGAACGUCAACAUGGCAACCCCGACGACUUCAUCCCCACAGCCGAAUGCCGCGUUCACCGACGAUGCCGCCACGAUCAUCACGAUUGAAAUGGUGACAGCCCUUAUGAAUGCCAAAGCGCAGCCGCCUGGCGCUCUUGGCCACGUGCAGCAAGUUGCGAUUCAGCUGUGUGUGCUGCAGCAAUCCCUCACGCCGACCGUCCAUGCCCCAGUAUGUCUUGUGUUCGCAGGUGACCACGGCAUCACAAAGCGAGGUCCUGCUGAUGGACCAUCGGCCUUCCCCCGCGAAGUGACGGAGCUCAUGUACAAGACCGUGUGCCAGGGCCGCGCGGCGGUCACGGUGAUGGCGACUGCGUUGAAUAUUCCUGUCGCUUGCAUUGACGUGGGCAUCGACAGCGAUCGCGCGAGCUCCACCCGCGUCGCCCGCGGCACCCUCGACAUGACUGCUGGCCCAGCCAUGUCGUUGGAGCUGUGCCAAGCCGCCCUCCAAGUCGGCCGCCGCACCGCCAGUCGGUACAUUAACGACCUCGGGCACAACGUGAUAUGUGUGGGGGAGCUCGGCAUUGGCAACACCACGUCCGCCAGUGCACUCGUCGCUGCUGUCACGAAUGUCGCCGUGGAAGACGUGUGCGGUCGCGGCACGGGGCUCGACGACGACGGGGUGCUGCGCAAAGUUCGAUUGGUGCAACUAGCGCUGGCUACAAAUGCGCAAACCAUCCAAGACGAUGGCGUUUUGGGUGCGUUGGCGGCUGUCGGGGGCCUCGAAAUCGCCGCCAUGUGUGGAGCCAUGCUGGAAGCCGGACGGCGCCGCGUGCCUGUAAUCGUGGACGGGUUCAUCUCGGGGGCGGCGGCGUUGGUCGCCCUGCGGUUGGAGCCAGACGCGAUGGCCCAUGCCCUGUUUCUAUCCCACCAGAGCGAAGAAAAGGGCGCGUCGAUCCUUCUCCACGCUCUGGGGGGGCUUGGGGCACCGCUGCACAUGAACAUGCGGCUAGGAGAAGGCACGGGGGCCGUCCUCUGUGUGCCGAUCCUGCAGUGUGCCGCAAAGUUGGUUCAAGAUAUGGCGUCGUUGCAGGGAGUCAUUGAAGGCACAGUGGGCGUGAACCCAGCCAGUGACGUUGCUACGUCGUAGGAGCGAAUCCAUUGUAUAACCUUUAUACAACCUAAGUAAGGUUCAUAGUAUUUUCCGUGGGCA